Messenger RNA from Capsella rubella, 638 nucleotides. RefSeq names its product pheromone-processing carboxypeptidase KEX1. NCBI's taxonomy places the organism in Eukaryota, Viridiplantae, Streptophyta, Magnoliopsida, Brassicales, Brassicaceae. The record is from RefSeq and is a predicted model, not a curated record. The coding region runs from base 70 to 516 and encodes 148 amino acids. The transcript has a single exon.
AUCUCUCUGUGUGUAUGUAUAUUAGCCGUCUCUGAGCUAUCAGUCACACACACACACUUGCGAUUAAAUAUGGCUUCAGUUUCUUCAUCAUCGGCGGCGAGAUCACUCAUCCGCGAUGGUAGAUCAGCGGUGAAUCUACUCCUCCGUGCACGUACGGCCAAUCUCACUGAGACAGUGCAGAACAGUGGACCGGGCAUUCGGUCUCUGCUUCGGGUUAACCAGACUAGCCAAUACCCGUUUUUCCGUGCAACAUUUCCGGUAAUGCAAACCGGUUUGCGUGACGGCGUGGUACAGCAGGAGGACGUUUCGGCGAGAAUAGGGAAAAUGGAGGCGGCUCAUGGAAAGCGAGUGGUGAACAAUAACGAGGACGUCGAUUCGGAAGAAGAGGAGACAGAUUUUGAUGAGGAUGAGAUUGAUGACAUGGAUAUCGACGACGAUGAUGAGUUUGAUGAAGACGAUGAUGAGGAAGAGGAAGAAGACGAAGACGAGGUCAAUCACACAAGAAAAAAUAAGUAAAAAUAUAAAAAUGCCUCUUAGUUGACUAGUACUUGGCAAAGACUUAAAACCUUCUUGAUGGAAUUGGUUCUAAAAUGAGCAUUUCUUCUUGUUUUGUCUCGUGAUAUUUUUUUUUUCUCACA